CAGUUCAUUAACAAGAGCACUGAUCAACAAUUUCUCAAGUCAUGGCUAAGCUGGUGGGAUAAUCACAGGUCAUUUAUCUUUCACACCUUUUCACCAAAAUCUGGCCCAAAAAUGAGUUUAGCAGAAGUUGUUCACGCUGGUCAGGCGAAUAGAGAAAAUUGGAACCAAUCUUUUUUAGAUGUAGCCCAAGUAGACAUCAAGGUUAGCGUUCUUUUGAAAGCAGAACUUAAGGCGAUUGAACAGGGAACUUCAAAAGCUGUAGGGCUUCUUCAAAAGAACCAGAUAUCAUUGUUGAGAAUUACAGAAAGCUACACAACUUGGAUAGGAAGUAGAAAGCCUUACUGCUGGCCUGGAGGUUGA
Pocillopora meandrina is the source of this 360-nucleotide messenger RNA. The record is from the annotation of a GenBank genome assembly. NCBI's taxonomy places the organism in Eukaryota, Metazoa, Cnidaria, Anthozoa, Scleractinia, Pocilloporidae.